This is a messenger RNA of Vespa crabro (European hornet), 898 nucleotides long. RefSeq names its product lysophospholipase-like protein 1. Gene Ontology annotation, biological process: protein depalmitoylation. Lineage: Eukaryota; Metazoa; Arthropoda; Insecta; Hymenoptera; Vespidae. The transcript has 4 exons. Gene Ontology annotation, molecular function: carboxylic ester hydrolase activity; palmitoyl-(protein) hydrolase activity. The coding region runs from base 141 to 839 and encodes 232 amino acids. Gene Ontology annotation, cellular component: cytoplasm. The record is from RefSeq and is a predicted model, not a curated record.
UUUGAUAAGCAAUAUUCAUUGACUUAAUCAACAUUUUGUUAAGAUUUAACAUAACCUUGACAUGUAUUAUCAUUUAUAAAAAUAGAAUCUUAAAGUUAUAAAGACUUAAAUGUAUUGGAAAUAACGAGAGUAAUAAAGAAAUGGCCAAAAUCAUGAAGAUAUCAAAAUUUAAUAUUGUACCAGCUACAAAAAAACAUACUGCCACUUUAUUUUUCUUCCAUGGUUCUGGAGAUUCUGGAAACAAUUUAAAGAACUCAAUUGAUAUGCUUAACAGAGAAGAAUUAAAGUUCCCUCAUAUAAAAAUUGUCUAUCCUACUGCACCUGCUCAACCUUAUACACCAAAUAAUGAAAUGAUAAGCAAUGUAUGGUUUAAUCGUAAAAAUAUAUCAAAUAAUGUUUCCGAAGAAGAACAUUCCAUUAAUUCAAUAUGUCAAAUAUUGGUGCAGUUGAUAGAUGCGGAAAAAUCUAAUGGAGUCCCAUGCAAUAGAAUAAUUGUAGCUGGUUUUUCAAUGGGUGGAGCAUUAUCAUUAUAUUUAGCAUAUAGAUUUAAAUUAUCAUUAGCUGGUUGUGUUGCAAUGUCAUCAUUUCUUAAUAAAAAUUCAUUUGUAUACCAGUAUUUAGAAAAUAAUAAAAUGGAAAAGACACCACCACUUUUGCAAUUUCAUGGUGAUUUGGAUAAAAUAGUUCCAAUCGAAUGGGGGAAAGAAACUUAUAACAAUCUUAAAAAGCUUGGUGUAAAUGCAACAUUUGUACCAUUAAAGAAUAUAGAUCAUGAAUUAAUUGUAACAGAAAUUCAACACUUUAAACAAUGGGUUAAUAAUAUUUUACCAGAACAAUAAUUAUAUUAUAUAAAAUUAUUUAAAGAAAAUAUAUACUUUACAUAUCGUUUGUGUAUAUA